AUGGAAAGGAAACCUGCUGACCAGCUGCUGUGCGACAGCCUCAUCCUUUGGUUGCAGACAUUUAAUAUUGCUAAAUCCUGCAGAGAAGUACAGGACUUAACAAAUGGUGUAGCACUGGCACAUGUUCUUCAUGAAAUCGAUCCUGCCUGGUUUGACAAAACUUGGCUAAGCCGUAUUAAAGUAGAUGCUGGUGAAAGCUGGAGAAUAAAGGCUAGCAAUUUGAAGAAGAUUCUUCAAGGAAUUAUGGAUUAUUAUCAUGAGUUUUUGGCUCAGCAAAUCUCAGAAGAUCUUCUUCCUGAUUUAAACCAAAUCUCUGAACAUUCUAAUCCAGUAGAGCUUGGCAGGUUAUUGCAGCUCAUUUUAGGCUGUGCAGUCAACUGUGAAAAGAAGCAAGAACAUAUACAAGUUAUAAUGACACUAGAGGAGUCUGUUCAGCAUGUCGUCAUGGCUGCUAUCCAAGAGUUAAUGAGCAAAGAGAUUUUGGGCUUUGUUGCAAGUGAUAUAUCCAGUGAUGUGGAGCAACAGCUGAAAAGAGCGGUGGAAGAACUUAAUGAAGUCAUUGCAGAAAAAGAAGAAUUGAAGCAAAGAUGUCAAGAACUAGAUUUGCAGGUGGCUGCCCUUCAAGAGGAAAAAUGCAGUUUAAUGUCUGAAAAUGAGAUAAUGAAUGACCGAUUGGAUCAGUUAGAUGGUUCAUUUGAUGAUACAAACACAGCAGUUGCCAAAAAGUAUUUUCAUGCACAGUUACAACUAGAACAAUUACAAGAAGAAAAUUUCAGACUUGAAACUACAAAAGAUGAUUACCGUGUUCAUUGUGAAGAGCUUGAGAAACAACUGAUAGAACUGCAGCAUCGAAAUGAUGAACUGACGUCUCUGGCAGAAGAGUCCCGGGCUCUGAAGGAUGAAAUUGAUGUUCUUAGGACUGUUGCUGAUAAAACAAAUAAAUUGGAGUCGACUGUUGAGGUGUAUCGCAAAAAGUUGGAAGACUUGAAUGACUUUCGGAGACAGGUGAAAAUACUUCAGGAAACAAACAUGAUGUAUAUGCAUAACACAGUUAGCCUAGAAGAAGAAUUAAAGAAAGCAAAUGCAGCUCGUACACAGUUGGAAACUUACAAAAGGCAGAUCCAGGAACUUCAUAGCAAGCUCUCUGAAGAAUCCAAAAGAGCAGAUGCACUAGCUUUUGAAAUGAAACAAUUGGAAGAGAAGCAUGAAACAUUAAUUAAAGAGAAAGAGAGAUUAAUAAUUCAACGUGAUGCAUUGAAAGAGACCAAUGAAGAGCUCAGGUAUUCACAAAUGCAGCAGGAUCAUCUGAACCAAACAGGUGUAUCUACUGUGAAAAGCCAUGAAAAUCUUGCUGCUGAAAUUCUGCCUGUGGAAUUUAGAGAAAUGUUCAUUCGGCUUCAACAUGAAAACAAGAUGCUUCAUUUGCAACAAGAAGGAUCAGAAAAUGAACAAAUUGCAGAGCUUCAAGAGAAGCUGGAACAAAAAAAUCGGAUGAUAAAUGAAUUAGAAACUGAAAACAGACUGAGCAAGGAGCAUCUUGGGGAGCUGCAGCAGCAGAUUGAAGACCUUCAGAAAUCCUUGCAGGAACAAGAGUCCAAGUCAGAAAAAGAAAGGUCCAGUCAAUUGAAGCAGAAGAUAGCAGCCCAUAUGGAGAAAUUAAAUGAAGUCCAUGAGGAACUGCAGAAGAAGGAAGCUCUUCUUGCAGACCUUCAACCAGAUUUAAAUCAAAAUGCACAAAAAAUAGAAGAAUUAGAAGCUGCUUUGCAUAAGAAAGAUGAAGAUAUGAAAUCAAUGGAAGAGAGAUAUAAGAUGUAUUUAGAAAAAGCAAGAACUGUCAUAAAAACUUUAGAUCCCAAAUUAAAACCAGCAUCUGCUGAAAUAAUGUCGCUAAGAAAACAGUUGGCAGAGAAAGACAAAAGAAUAGAAACACUUGAGGGUCAGUGUAAAUCAGCCAGGAUUCAGGAGCAUGAAGAAAAGUUAAUUGUAUCUGCAUGGCAUAACCAGAGUUUAGCAUUUCAUAAACUAGGAAUGGAAUCCAGACUUUUCAGUGGAAAUACCAUCUACAGGGAUGGUCAUUCAUACCCACCUGCACAGUCUUUCCUUGCUCAACAACGGCGACUGACCAACAGCCGAAGGAAUCUCUCUGUUAAAGCACCACCUACAUCGUCAGAUUAAGUCAUAGAAGAUAGUCUACCCUAAAGUGUCCUUAAUUUAUUUCAUUAUUCCUGUUUUAAAAUGUCAGACAAAAAAUAAACUAUGAUGCAGGACAUCAGCUCUUUUACAAAUGGGAUCUAUCUGCUGCUAAAUCUAAUUAAGGCAGAUGAUAAGAAACAAAAAACAUUUAAUGUUUCCUUUGGGAUUUUGAAAAGAUUGGGGAUAUGUUUAAAAGCACAGUUCUUAAAGGAUUUAUAUUUGUUAUCAUUCUAUAUUGUACUGUAUAUAAAGAUAUGUAAAUUGUCGUAUUUAAAGUUUUACUUUUAAGGUUCUCACUCCAGGUUAAUCACUGGUUUUAAUAGGAAUAUUUUUGAUUAGUGAUAUGUUUGCACAGUUCUUUUUCUUUAAAGUUAGUUUAUUCUUUAAUAAGAAUGGUUUUUAUUAGUGAUGGGUCUACACAGUACUUUUUAUUUAAUAUUAGUUUAUUCUUUAAAUAGCAACACUAAAACUGGAAAUUCAUGAAUAUUCUUCAAGAUUCAUGGCAAGCAGUUGCUCCCAUAUUCCCAAAAGUAGAAUGAAAUAAUUGAUUUAAUCAGUAAAGCUGUAAUCCUACUGAGUUCUCCCCAAGCCCUUCUUCCGUUCAGCAAAAAGUAAUUAGAUUUAGAAUAACUUGACCAUUAUCUUAUUACAUAUAGAUGUUUUUUUUCUUAGUAGUUGAGUUUGUUUUGGAGGUUAGUUUUUAAAAACCAUGACACAAAGUUGAUCAAGACAAGAGGAACUUCAAUCACACGAGUGUUUAUUGAAGGAAUGAAAUUUAUGUUUGCUUUCAAGAUCUUUUACAUUUUCCAUUUAAAGGAAAUGUACAUAUUCAAAUUAAACACACUGGAAGGGGUGGAAAUUAUUCUAUUUGAAAUUGAACUAUAAUGCAAUACAAUCUUGAACCCAUACACCUCAAGUAAAAUGAAGCCUAUAAGCUGGGAUUUUUUAAUAAUAUUUUUUGUAUUGUUGGGCACCAAAUUUAUAAUUGAAAUUAUAAUGAUAGUUUUACUAUUUUUGCAUUUUAAAACUGGCUUGAGCAAAUAACUUCAGUAUCAAAUGGUUUUGUGUAGAUACAAUACCACAAGCCUGAUUGCAGGUAGUCCUCACUUAAUGAGGGUCAUUAGAACUGGAAUUUUUGUUGUUACGUGAUAUCAUAGUGCAAUGUCAUAUGACUGCCACUUUGGUAACCACGCUCCCUGGUUACCAUCAUUAAAUGAGCACUAUGCGGAUCAUUAAGCGAGAGCCCCACGUAAUUACAGCUUUGAACUUCCUGCUGCCUUUUCUAUUGACUUUGCUUGUAAGAAGCCGGUAGGGAAGGUUGCAUAUUGUGAUUGCAUGACUGCAGACGGCUGCAAAGGUAAAAAAUUAAAGCCGGUUGCUGAGCACCCAGAUUGUGACCAUGUGACCACGAGGGCACUGCAAUAACAGGAACUUCAAAGACUGGUUAUAACUGCCACUCAUUUAGCACUGUUGCAAAUUCUAGUGGUCACUGAAUGAAUGGUCAUUUGGAACAUUUUUGUUUCAUAUUAAACAGAAUAAAAUCGAUAGCAUUGCAACAGGUAUAACGACUCAGGAAUAAAUCUUGAUGAAUUCAGUGGCAUUUAUUUUCAGACAAGUACAUAUACAGUUGUAAUUAUAUGUAUUGUCAAAGAAUUUCAUUUCCCUCCCCCCAGUCUAUGGUCCUCAGCAUUUUAUAUGUUUGUUGAUUGUCUCUUGGAUUUUCUUUGGUUGCAUUCCAUUUUCUUCUUUGGGAUUUGAUAGUUCUCAGAGGCUGUUUCAUUCCUUGUACUAGCCAACAUGCACUAGACCACAAUCUUGCUCAAGUAAGUUUCAGUCACAAUAAUGUGUAUUGUGGCGACAAACCAUGAUUACUGUUGGUAAAUAGAGUUGUAUCUAAUUUUAAGAAUGAAAAGAAAUAUUAAAAACUUGAAGUUCAUCUUACUGGAAGCAAGAAACUUAAAAUAUUUAUGACUGACUAUCAUCAAAAGCUGUUGCAUUAACCAGUUGAGGUGGAUAAAGGUCUCACAGUUAUGUUUUGGCCAGUAUAGUUCUGCUGCUUAACUAUUGCAAAUCUUUGUAUUAUAAAGAACCAGGAGAAACAGCAUUUUAGUAGUUCAGAAUUAUAUCUCUACUGUAACUUGAUCCAAAAGCAUAGUUUUAUAGAAACAAACUAAUUUUUAUUUUUUUCAAAAUCCAUCUAAUGGAAAACUUGAGU
Messenger RNA from Pseudonaja textilis, 4408 nucleotides. It is a transcript of the gene HOOK1, whose product is annotated as hook microtubule tethering protein 1. Gene Ontology annotation, molecular function: dynein light intermediate chain binding; microtubule binding. Gene Ontology annotation, biological process: cytoskeleton-dependent intracellular transport; cytoplasmic microtubule organization. Lineage: Eukaryota; Metazoa; Chordata; Lepidosauria; Squamata; Elapidae. Gene Ontology annotation, cellular component: cytoplasm; centrosome. The record is from RefSeq and is a predicted model, not a curated record.